GAAAAUAAACAGCAAGGGAAAACUUUGGCGCCUGCUAACCUAAUACUUUUCUUGAUUAUGUUACUUUAGUGAUUUGUUCUCUUGGUUGGAAGACUGCUUCAGAGACAAUAACAGGAUGGCAUGUGGAAGUGGAUGCUUCUUUUGUAUGAAGCCUCCUGAAAGAGGAAUGGACCUAGAUUCAGCCCUGAAUGAACUAGGCAUGCUCAGUUCCGUCACAAAUAGUCGCAAGGAAUUCAUGAAAGAGAGAAAGAGAUCAACGAGCGAAUCAACACCCUCAAGGCCUUUCAAUGAACCAGUGUCAAGACCCUUUAAUGAACCAGUCCCAUUUAAUGAACCAGUUUCAAACUUCCAUGGAAAGGGGUUUCACAUUCUUCAAGUUGAUCCAAACUAUGUGACUGGGUUUUCUGCUGAUUUUCCAGUUGUGAAUUUGAAUGUGUCAAAAUCAGACAUUGACUUGUCAAUUGAUGCCUCAAAGAUUCCUUCCACAUCUGAAACAAGUCCGAUAUUAGACCCCAAACUGAGGGAUUGUUUCUGCUUUAAGGGUUCUGGCCGUCAUCCUGAUGUCACACCAAAACAAAUGAUAUCAAAACGUUCCUCAUUGAGGAAAGGCAGGUACAAGAGGUACCUGAAACCUUACGAAGUUCCUUGGAGACUCCAUAACUCGCUGCCAGAAGCGGAAUUGCAUCAUCAGGAACAUUCCAAAUCUAAUGAAUCCUCACCUGUCAAAGCUUUAAGUGGUGGGCCAUUAACUAGGUCAAGGUCAUUGAAUAACCUUGAAUCUGCUAGGGCAAGGUUAGCGGACAUCUUUGAGGAACCUAAUCCUCACCAGUCAGCUGAUAGGCAAGAAAUUGAAAAAGUCUCUCAGCAAAUUGAGAAUUUACAUUUUGUUGAAAAAACAUAACACUUGUGUAUUUUCUAGUCUUGUUAAUUAAAUUAUUAAUUAUGAGAAAAGAAAAUUUCACUAAUUAAUUCUAAAAAGGUUGUAUUCCUUUGAAUAUGAUUGUUAUUGUUCAAUCUUGCUUACAGUAAUAAUUCACAAACUUAAACUUGUAAUAUUAUAAUUUAUCAGAUAACUGACCCAGGCCACCUAUGAUGACCAUUUGUUUAGCACCCUUUGUAGAAUGUUUACUGACACGGCAUAUUUGUUGUUUGUACUGCAGUGUUUUUUUCCAUUUUUUUUUAAUCAUUUACUGGGUCAAAAUUCGGUCCCAUUCCCAAAGUUGGAAUGAUGUGUUUCCUGUCAAAUACCUUCUCUUCAAUUCCAAAUUUGAAAAUAAGAAAGAAUUAAUGAAAAUUAUUCUUCAGAAAUGUCAUAAACUUGAUAGUGAUGAGAUUUUUCUAUUUACUUAUGUAGAGUGACAAAUCUCAGUCACUUGAUGAUCUACCUCUUGUUGUACUUAGAUUUACUUUCAUAUUUUCCAAUUUUUUCCAACAUAGCAUUAAUUUCCCAAUAUUUAAGAUCUUGACCCCAUUACCCAAACAUUAAAAAUCCACUAUUGUAGCUUAAAACAUAUCACAGGUGAUACAAAAUUGUAAAAGAAAUUAUAGCACGAAAAUUUACUGUUCUGUAAUUUAAAACAUAUCACAUGUGCAGGGUAUAUAAAAAAAAUAUGACAUUAAAAUCCUUUCUGAUGUAAUUUAAAAUAUCACUGGAGAUAUAGGAAAUUACAACAUGUACAUGUUUACAAUGAGCUACAAGGGCAUUAAUGAUAAAUUCUUAAAGGUUUAUGAUUAACUUCAAGAAAACAUUACUUCUUUACAGUAAAGCAGGAGUAUCUAAUCAACUCUGGAACACCAGACCUUAUUCCUCUACAAUGAUUCUCUACAACAUAUAAAGACCUCCAGGGAACAUCAGAUACAAGUUCUGACAUCUACAUAUGAUAGAGCAGGGUUACUUUUAUAGCAAAUUCCAUAAAGGAAAUGUUUUCUUCAUUGUUAUAUCCAAAGUUAGUUAUAGGAUUUCAAAAUAAAUAACGUUGCACCAAAUUUGAGAAUUUUAACUUUUCUUGUAUUAAUAUAUAUAAGAAGAUAAUAAUAUCAAGCCAAUAUAUGUCUUAGGAAAGUUUUUUUUUGUAUUUGUAGUUCCAGAAAUUGGUUCUCUGCAUUGUAGUGUUGGGCAGAUUAUAAGAUACUAAUUGAAAUUUAAGUAAGGAAUGAAAUGAAACCAACUAGGUAAUUAAUGCCAAAAUUAAAAGUUAUGUACAUGUUUACCAACUAAAACUACAGUAUAUUGCCAAUAAUGUACAUGUUGUUUACCAAUGAACACUACAGUAUAUUGUCAAUAAUGUACAUAUUGUUCACCAACUAAAAUUACAGUACAUGUAUAUUCCAUCAGUAAGUACAUGUUGUUUACCAAUGAAGACUACAGUAUAUUGUCAGUAAUGUACAUGUUGUUCACCAAUGAAGACUACAGUAUAUUGUCAAUAAUGUACAUAUUGUUUACUAACUAAAACUACAGUAUAUUGUCAGUAAUGUACAUGUUGUUUACCAAUGAAGACUACAGUAUAUUGUCAGUAAUAUACAUGUUGUUUACCAAUGAAGACUACAGUAUAUUGUCAGUAAUGUACACAUUGUUUACAAAUGAAGACUACAGUAUAUUGUCAGUAAUGUACAUGUUGUUUACCAAUGAAGACUACAGUAUAUUGUCAGUAAUGUACAUGUUGUUUACCAAUGAAGACUACAGUAUAUUGUCAGUAAUGUACAUGUUGUUUACCAA
Molecule: messenger RNA, 2716 nt
Organism: Pecten maximus
Lineage: Eukaryota; Metazoa; Mollusca; Bivalvia; Pectinida; Pectinidae
Exons: 2
Coding region: 116-901 (261 amino acids)
Source: RefSeq, a predicted model, not a curated record